Rubroshorea leprosula is the source of this 705-nucleotide messenger RNA. The record is from the annotation of a GenBank genome assembly. Lineage: Eukaryota; Viridiplantae; Streptophyta; Magnoliopsida; Malvales; Dipterocarpaceae.
GUAGAUUAUUUUUCCAUCACCAUUCUCUCUUCAUUGUAAACUCUCUCUAUCAAUGAAGAUCCCAGUUCCACACCAUAUAUUCUAUUUUUUAGUGUUAACAUUUGGCACCCACCGUGGGACCAAGUUCUUGUUUCCCCACAAAUACCACAUGGUGAAUUUGGGAAACUCAUCAACACCUCUUAACGACAUUCAAAAUCUUGGAAAUAAAAGAAGAAUGAGCACCUCUUCUUCAUCAAGAGCAAAUUCCAACGAUAAUGCUGGCAGAUCUAAACCAAAAGCUCUGUCAAUAGCAUCACAAGUGCCAAGGAUUGCAUAAGAUAUGGAGAAAACAAGGCAAAGCUUGAAGACAAUGGAAAGGGCCAUAGCAUCCUUGAUGAACACAUCAAAUACUCCAACACAAAAUCUGAGGAAAUAGGAGAGAAUGUAGAGGAUUUCGUCAUCCAAAAACACAAGGGCAGAGGAUUCAGUGUGUGGAAAGAGUAAUUAUGACAAUGGAAGCUAUGCACCUUCAAGACUAACAAAGCCAGCUACUGAUUCAUAUCUGUAGCCAUCCUCUACUUUCACUAAGUACAAAAUCCAAGAAAGAGACAUGCGGACAAACACACAAACAAAUGGAAGAAAAGGUGCACCACAAAAUCAUGGAACUUCUGAUGCUUUGUUAUGCAAGCAAUUUCUUACAACCUUCAAGAAAGUAGCGCAAGCUUG